Molecule: messenger RNA, 936 nt
Organism: Cladophialophora psammophila CBS 110553
Lineage: Eukaryota; Fungi; Ascomycota; Eurotiomycetes; Chaetothyriales; Herpotrichiellaceae
Exons: 7
Coding region: 1-936 (311 amino acids)
Source: RefSeq, a predicted model, not a curated record
AUGGAGCCUUACACGAAUACAGGAGCCGUGAAUUGUGAUGUCGAUAUUGACACUAGCAAUGUCAAGGGCAAGACUGCUAUUGUGACCGGCGGAGCCAAUGGCAUUGGUGAGGCAUAUGUUCGUGCUUUAACAAGCGCCGGGGCUUUUGUCGUUAUUGCAGAUCUGGACGCUGAAGAAGGAGCGAGGCUGGAAAAGGAAUUGGGCAGCUCGGUCAAAUUCGUCAAGUGCAAUGUCACUGUCUGGGCUGAUCAACUGGCCGUCUUCAAAACUGCAAUUUCGUCUUCACCCUCUGGCAGGGUGGACAUUGUCAUUGCAAAUGCCGGUAUUAGCGGCGCCGAUUCGGUCUUCUUCAACGAUCCCGAAGCCGAGGAACCUGAAGAGCCGAAGCUCAAUAUCCUCAAUGUGAAUCUCAACGGCGUCAUGUACACUGUCAAGUUGGCGCUUCAUUAUUUCCGCCGACAGAAUGCUUUGAACAAGGGAGCUCCUCUGGAUCAAGUCCUCAUAUUGCAGGGCAGUCUAGCGGGAUAUCUCGACCUGCCAGGAGCUAUUCAGUACAUUGCAUCCAAGUUUGGUCUCCGCGGAAUGAUGAGGGCUCUUCGCAAGACGGAGCACCAACACAAUAUUCGAGUGGCAUAUAUUGGACCUUGGUUUGUCGAAACCAAGAUUCUGAGCAAACCAGUCGUCGAACAUCUGACGAAGUCGGGCAUCGAGUUUGCCACAGUUGAGGACGCUGGCCAGUGUACGCUGAGGAUCGUGUCUGAUCCCCGAGUCAACGGUCGAGCAUUUGCCAUCGUCCCUCGAAGAUACGCGCCCCGUGGAUAUGUGGAUAUCGAUUACGACGACUAUGCCGACAGCACAUUGUUGGAGAAGCUCCAGACCGCUGCCGGUGCUGGUAACCACCGCACUGCUGUAAGUCGUGCCGCCCUCAAAUUCUAA